AUGGUCCGAUUUUCCAUGAUUGGGAGCUAUGUGCUCGCGACUGUAUUGUCUCUGGCAGCCGCCGCACCGAGCGACUGUCUAGAUGGACUCUGUCUGAAAACACGCGCCACCCUCAGUCCGCUACAAGUCAGUCGUGAGCUGGGCCCGCUCCUAUCAAAAGACUCCAGUGUCUUCGGACCCAGCGACCCGCGUUGGGCAAAUGCCACAGCUAGGUAUCAGCAGUAUGCUGCUCCUCAGUUCACCUUAGUCGUUCAGGUUGCACGUGAAUCCGAUGUUUCGACCGUUAUUAAAUAUGCCAACCGCAACAGUUUGCCAUUCUUGGCAGUUAAUCGAGGCCAUGGUCUACCUAUUUCUCAGGCCAAAUUCCGUGGUUUGGAGAUUGAUAUGCAGCUUCUUACCCAGAUCACCAUACGCCCUAACGGGGAGUCCGCCCUUUUCCAAGGAGGAACGUACGAUCAACAAGUCAUGGAUACUCUGUGGGAUGAGGGCUACGUAGCCACUACUGGUAGCUGUGGUUGUGUUGGAAUGCUUGGUCCAGCUUUAGGCGGCGGACAUGGACGCCAGCAAGGCUUCUACGGCUUAAUUAGCGAUAAUAUUCGCAAGCUGAAUGUCGUGCUCGCGAACGGCAAGGCCAUUACUGUUUCUAGCACAUCUCACCCCGAUCUCUUCUGGGCAAUGAGAGGCGCCGGUCAUAAUUUCGGAGUGGUGACGAGCUUUGAAAUGAGCAUCUACCCGAGCCAAGUUGACUCGUGGUAUUACAAGAACUACGUAUUCACGCAGGAUAAGUUAGAGACUGUCUUUGAGCAGUUGAAUAAAUUGCAAAACAAUGGAACUCAACCAGUCAAAAUGGCCGCUCAAUACGGUCUUUACUUGAUGGACCCAACCGUUAGCAGCACUGAGGCAGUUAUCUGGUGGAGUUUCGCCUAUGCAGGCUCGCAAAGUGAGGCACAGCAGUAUCUGACGCCGUUUGAUAACCUCAAGCCGCUCAGUACUAUCGAUGGAAAUGUUCCAUUCCCUGAAGUUCCUGAUAUCCAGGGAACUGGAAUUAACAAUGCUACUUGUGACAAGGGUCUUGAACGGAUAGUCGGUCCCGCUGGACUUCAAGAGUAUAACAUCACAGCGCAACGCCAAAUCUACGAGCUCUUCAAUAAGAACAUCAAGGCCUACCCAGCACUCAUCGCCUCAGCUGUUGUAAUGGAAGGUUACUCUGUGGAGGGCGUGCUGAAGGUUGACUCGGAUUCAUCCGCCUAUCCUAUGCGUGAUGAUUACUUGCUCAUGCAAACGACCGUCUCAUAUCCCCCGGAUUCUACUCUAGAUCAAAUUGCCAUAGAAUGGGUGACCGAGAACCAGAGACUCUGGAAUGAGGGCCAGCCAACACGCAAGCCCACUGCGUAUGUCAACUAUGCAUCUGGCAGAGAAUCAUUGGAAGCUAUCUAUGGGUAUGAACCUUGGCGUCUGGAGAAACUUCGGAAGCUCAAGGCCAAGUAUGAUCCUCACGGCAAGUUUUCCUACUAUAACCCAAUCGUCUAA
Molecule: messenger RNA, 1530 nt
Organism: Penicillium vulpinum
Lineage: Eukaryota; Fungi; Ascomycota; Eurotiomycetes; Eurotiales; Aspergillaceae
Product: FAD-binding oxidoreductase
Exons: 5
Coding region: 1-1530 (509 amino acids)
Molecular function (GO): FAD binding
Source: RefSeq, a predicted model, not a curated record